This is a messenger RNA of Paramecium sonneborni, 1035 nucleotides long. The record is from the annotation of a GenBank genome assembly. Lineage: Eukaryota; Ciliophora; Oligohymenophorea; Peniculida; Parameciidae.
AUUUGUUAAGGGAAUAUAAAUAGUGAUGCAACUCAAUAAGCUGUUCUUUCCUAGUUGCAAACCAACUUAUACCAAAGUAUCGAUAUCACUUAUGCCAAAUGUUGAAUUGCUUUAGAUCUAAUCAGGGAAUUCAGAAUAAUGUUUUAAAUGCAGUAAUCAGUUCGAAUAAAGACUCAGGUGUACCUUAGAAUCGUUAAGUUCCAGUGCUGCUAGUGAAACAUGAUAAUUUCCUUGAUGAUAACAAUAAUAAAUACAUCAUGUUUUUCCACUCUAACAGUGAAGAUAUGUAAAAAUAUUAUUUUAUCUAGAUAUAAUUGUUAUGAAUAUUUGUAUCCAAUAAUUCCUACAUUUAAUGUAAAUCUAAUCUUAGUUGAGUAUCCUAGUUAUGGAAUAUAUCAAAAUUAAUCAGUACUAUUUUAUUUAUAACCUAGGCAUCUGCAGAUAUCAUUUCUGAAGAUGCAAUAGCUGUAUAUCAAUAUUUUAUAGAUAAAAGGAGAAUCAAAUAAGAUAAUAUUAUACUUAUGGGUAGAAGUAUGGGAUGUGGUCCUGCUUGUCUAUUAGCUUCUAAAUUUAAUCCUGCUGCUCUUAUCACUAUUAGUGCUUAUACCAGUCUCAAAGAAGUUGCACAGAGUUUCAUAGGUAAUUAAUAUUCUAUUUAUAUAGGAUCUGUAUUGGCUAAAUUAAUUGAUCAAAAAUUUGAUAAUCUUAAAAUCAUUUCUGAUGUCACUUGUCCUAUGUUGGUUAUUCAUGGAUAAAAAGACUUAUUUAUCACUUGUGAUCACUCCAAAAAAUUAAUCUCAUAAACUAAAUCCAAAAUCAAGUAAUAUCAUCUUUCAUUAAAUAUGGUAUUCUAUUUUUAUAUUUAUCUAGACACACAAUGAUUUUAGUAUCCAAGAUGACAUUAUUCAACCAAUUAAAAAUCUAAUCGACAAAAUUAAUUUCAUUUCUAUUCCAUCACCAAAAUAAUCCAAUCUACUUCCUAAAAUACUUUUGAGAUAGUAGAACUCUAAAAAAUCAACUAAUUUAAUUCUUUGA